Messenger RNA from Solanum lycopersicum (tomato), 576 nucleotides. Lineage: Eukaryota; Viridiplantae; Streptophyta; Magnoliopsida; Solanales; Solanaceae. The record is from RefSeq and is a predicted model, not a curated record.
UCUUGACAUGACAUGCUAGAUGAAAUUUUGAUGCAGCAACUCCUUUCAUCCUCAAUGGACAAGACAGUCAGGCUAUGGGAUAUCGAGACUCAGAGCUGCUUAAAAAUGUUUGCACAUAAUGAUUAUGUGACCUGCAUACACUUCAAUCCAGUAGAUGACGACCACUUUAUCAGCGGUUCACUGGAUGGAAAAGUUCGAAUUUGGAAUAUAUCUGAUCGGAAAGUUAUGGACUGGACAGAUCUUCAUGAAAUGGUUACUGCUACUUGCCACUCUCCUGAUGGCGAGGGUGCUUUAAUUGGCUCACAUAAAGGGAGCUGCCGCUUGUACAGUACCUCUGAAUGCAAGCUGGAACAAAAGGACAGCUUUGAACUCGAACCCAAAAAGAAGUCCCCAGCCAAAAAAGUCACUGGUUUUCAGGAGAUCUAUGUAAGACCUGAACUCGGUACUUUAAGUCAAUACUGUGAAUCAAGUGUGAAUCUGCACUUUCUUAGAGCUCUAAUCUGCAUUCUUCGUAAACCAGAUGUGAAUCUGCACAUUCUUGCAUCAAACUGUCUGAAACCAGAAGGAAAGGAAUAA